Toxotes jaculatrix (banded archerfish) is the source of this 6680-nucleotide messenger RNA. It is a transcript of the gene fbrs, whose product is annotated as fibrosin. The transcript has 18 exons. The coding region runs from base 1451 to 5239 and encodes 1262 amino acids. The record is from RefSeq and is a predicted model, not a curated record. Lineage: Eukaryota; Metazoa; Chordata; Actinopteri; Toxotidae.
GCGGCGCACACAAUGCACUGCACGGCUGACAAGGGUUGUGUCUCCCUGAUUUUCACGAUAAAUUUCCAAAUCAGUGGAAACUUGUGAAGGGGCAGUAGCGGAGCCGUUCACUCCUUCUCUGUGAGUAUUUUCUCUCUGGAUUUGGCAAGAAAGAGGAAUCGUUGAACAGAAACCUCGGCGAGUGGUCCAACUUCUCCCAAACAUUGGACUUACACAGUGAAGGCUGCAUGAAGGAGCUGCCCGGCCCGACGUGGGCUUGGCCGACACCCUCGUUUAUGGAAAUCGACACCGAGGCUUUGAUAUUUGGGCCUUGAUUUUUUUUCUUUAUGAUGGAGGUGGAAGGGAAGAGGAGUUGCGUGUGAACAAGCGAAAUAUUUUUUAUUGUAUGGGUGAUAAGUUGCUAAAAAAGCUUUCGUAACCCUCCCGUUUCCUUAAAAAUAAAUUUGAGAUUGUUGUUUAGCCGGCUAACGCUGGUUAGCCGGAGUGCUAACGUUACGUCUUUCUUUUGAUGCGAUGCGAAUUCAACCAUUACUAUCGGCCAUUAACAUUUCGACAGCAGGAAAAUUUAUUCUCUGGGCUGCUGAAUAUUAGUUAGCCUCACACUAUAGCGUUCGGCUUGUCAGAAUUUCCAGACACAGUUUAAGAAUAUAAUUUUAUUCUUAUGUUGCGGGCUGAAUAUAUCGUAAUGUACCGAGUUAGCCGUGUGAGCAAAAGCUAAUUGGCCGGAGUCAACACUGAGCUAGCUAGCAGUAGCAUUAACUACUGAAACUCAACCAGACAGCCCAUUGUACUCUUACUUAAAUUGGGAGUAAUUUAAGGAAAACAACACGUCACAUUAACACGAAAUCAAGUCACGGCAGCCGUUGUAUUAAUGUGGGAUAUCUGGGUUAUUGACCUCGCUAACCAGCUAACCGUAUCAUUCUGCUAAUAAAUUUGUCAGCGUGUGCAGAAAUAUAGGAAAUCCUAGAAUUGUAUUGAGCAAUGCCAACGUUGGCGUGAUUCUCAUUCUGAAAUAUAUCCAGUGGCGAUUGGCCUGUUUUGUCAGCAACACAACUAGACUUGUCUUUUUUUGUUUACAUGCGUGUAACUUAUGUGGUUGUCGGCUGAAUUUCUCGCUAGCUAGCUAAUGUUAGCCUUCCCCGAAACACAAUUAGCAAUGUCCUGACAUUUGUAUGUGUGUUUCGUGGAUUAUUUAAAUUCCCAUGUGGAUCUAAGUUUCAUUGAAAUGACACUAAAAUUUCGCCGGAAGAAAGGCACAGAUGCCAAUGGACUGUUGUCAAAGGACGGUCAAUAAUAGCCACUGGUUUCAUUAACGCCAUUUUAACAGGGGCUCCCUGCGAGGGCCUGUGUGGUGGUGUUUUAUUUGCGGUUCGGUGCCUUCCACCGGACCGGGACUUGGAUAAAGUGCCUUUGAUAUCACUGGAGUUACAAAAGGAGGCGCCGUUUGAAUAUGGAGGGCCCGAGCCGAAGCACUGGAUUCAGGCAGAGCCGACGGUCCCGUUCACAGCGCGACAGGGAGCGGCGGAGGCGGAGAGUGGACCUGGCCGAGGAGCGGGCCACAUCCCUGUCCUCAGGCUCCGAUCGGGAGGCUUGUGGGACGAACAGUGUCCUGGGUCCCGGUGGGAGAGAAUGCCGGCCCGGUUAUGGGAGACACAGGCCUCCACGCCGGAGGAAGAGAGAGUCUGUGUCCUGCGAGGAAGACAUCAUUGAUGGCUUCGCUAUUGCGAGCUUUAUCUGCUUGGAGGCACUGGAGAUGGACUGCUCACUGAAGCCCAGUCAGCGCACUGAUAUGCUGGGCAGGAGGAACAAGGGGAAGAGAGGGCCAGAGGAGAACGGUGGAGGGCCACUAUCAGAGCCAGAGGAAGGAGCCCCACACAGCUACUCCAGCAGCUGCUGGAACAAGAGUAGAAAUAAGAGACGAAAGAUAGAGGGACACCCUUUGGAGACAGGCUAUAUUUGUGACACUGAGAGUGAUACUGGAGAUAAGGCUUCUGACAAUGACAUGGAUCCAGUUUUCACAGUCACCACAAGCAAAGUUCCGGAGCCUGCCCCCUCAAACAUGGGCACAUCUGUGGGCAAAAGCUGCCCGUCUCUACCUGCCCGUUGUGGUGCUGUCUCACGGUUGAUGGUGACCCCACGAGUAUCUGGCCUGGAGCGAAGUCAGGAGAAAAGCCUGGAGCCGCAUUUCCCAGAGCCUGUUUCUUCUUCUACCUCUUCUGCCUCCUGCCUGCCUUCUCACUCCCCGGUCACGUCCUCAGGCACAGUCCCCCGGCCCAGCCCCCCACUGUCCAAACACAAGCCCUUCCUCACUUUGCCUGGACGAUCUCACUCCAUCUACAACAGGAGCAGCACCCCUGUCAAACCUCCAUCUUCUGUUUCAUCUGUUGCAUCCUCCAUGCGUCCCCCGACUCCCUCCACCAGUGUGUCGCUGUCCUACAUUAGGGGCUCAGGAUCCUCAGGGCCCCUCCGACCCCCAUCGCGAGCCAGCUCUGGGGCCCUGCCUGGCCUGCCUCCCCCUCCACCUCUGCUUCAAGGUCCUACCCACUCAACAGCAGCAGAGCGUGAGGGCAGACGCAGUGUCCCAGGGGCUGAAAACAAUGCAGCGGCUGCGGGCCGCUCCACUCCUGGUGGUCCGUCAGCAUCUAGUUCCGCACCAGGUUCAUCCGGCCGGACGUCUCAGAACCAGCCGAGCAUCCAGCCCCUGGCCUUCGAGUUCCAUCAGCACAAUCACCAGCACCAGCACACGCACCAACACUUCACGCCCUUCCUGCACCCCACAGCUACUGCAACGCCUCUGUUUGAUAAGUAUGGAAGCAAAAUGGACGGGCUGUACCGACACCCUUUCUUCCCACAAUUCCCGCCGGCCUCAGUGCCGAGUAUCCAGCCUGUGAUUCCUCCCACUGGGCCUUUCAGCUCCUUGCAAGGAGCAUUUCAGCCAAAGCCUCUUGUCCCUCAGGGAACGGGUCCUGAUAUAUCCGCACGACUUGGGGUUGUGCCUCACCACCUGCAGCCCAAAGACCCCAGGGUAAGGACGCUAACUGAUCCAUUUGGGACAUCGUUGAAAGUCAGUAAUAAACCAGGAAAAUGGUGUGCUAUGCAUGUAUAUGUGGCCUGGAUGAUUCUAAGCCAUCAGAAAAAAGUAAAGCUGAUGCAGACUGAUCCUCACAAGUUGGACUUCCGUAGUGAACUGCUGGCCCGUCUUCCUGGAGCUGGGGGACUCGGCCCCCUAGGGCCCAUGGGAGGAGCCCUUCCUCCCACUCAUGACCUGACCAGACCUCCUACUCUGUUCUCAGCUACAGGUGCAGUCAAUCCGUCCUCAGCUCCGUUCAUCUCUCCAUCGACGCCCCACUCCUCUUUCCUCGCACCAACUGCACACUUGGAUCCAUAUGGCCGUUCCUCACCUUUCACCCCGCUGGGAGCUCUGAGUUCUGGUGCCUUUGGAGGACUUGGCAGCCCAACAUUGGCAGGCUCCAUGUUUGGCCCUAAAGACUCAACAGCCAGUGUGGUUGGGGGCUUGUCCACCCCCAACCAUCACGAGACAUGGAACCGUCUACACGGCGGCCCAUCUGGGUUCCCUGUUGGCCCCAGCUGGGUUAAAGGGGCAGACAAGAGGGAUGAAAGGGAUCGAGGGAAGGACGGAGAGAGGAGAGACAUCCCCCACAUCAAGGACGAAAAGGACAGAGACAAUGUGCUGUAUGGCCGACAACCUGUGAGAAUGUCUCCAGUUGCCCCUCCCUUCAAGCCCUGCAGUAGCACACCAGUCUCCCACAUUAAUGGCCACAGCAGUGCCCUGGGGGGGAGCAGUGGACCUAUUGAGGACCUGACACGCAGCUUAAAUAGAGACAGAGAACGUGAGCGGGACAGAGAUGGGGACAAAAGGGCGCUGCCAAUAGUGUCUUCACGAGCGCCUCCUCUUGGCUCUUCAGUAGCGGAGAGGGACAGACCACGGUCUUCCUCAUCUUCUGUGCUCAAUACUCCCCCACCUUCCAAUCGCUCAGCUCCAUCUCCUUUGGACCUUUACCCCCGCCCACUGGCCGCAACAGCACAUAGCCUCCACAGUGAACCCUUACACUCCCAAAGAGAUGGCAACCACCCUGCUUCCUCUGCAGCUUCUGCCUCUGUCACUUCUUUGUCUCAGGCCAGGAAGUCUGACAGGACCACAACACCUGUCUCCAAACCUCCCCUGCUUCUCCAGCCAGUUAAAGUCAAAGAGGAGCGGAAAGAGGAGCCAGAGCACAUCCCCAUCACCCUGCCUCCCCCAUUGCCCAACCACAGCUUUGACCGCCCCAACAGCCAUCCACACCACCCUAACUCUGGUACGCCUUCCUCCUCCUCUUUAUCACUGACUCCCACUCCUGGUGUUCCCCUCCCGCCACCCACUCCAAACCCUCCUUCCCACCAACACCUUUCUCUGCUGGACCGCUCAAGAACCUUUGAAGCAUAUCUGGGGAGCACGGUAGGAGCUGCAGGGCUGGUAGUGGGUCCAGGAGAUCGUUUCCCCCAUGGUCCACCUCAAGGGCCAGCACAGGGCCCUCAUAGCUUCACCUGGGACCCCUGGAGGGAGCUGGCCGCUCAGCAGCAACAUCAGCACCGUAGAGAAGCUUUGGAGCUUCGGCCACACCCUCAUCUUGCCCUGCGAUCCGAUCCACAUCUCGUCCGGCUGCUCCAGCAUCAGCGCAUUCUGGAGGCAGCAGCCGCAGCCACUCCUCAUCACCCCCCAACUUCUACCUCUACUGCCUCCACCUCUGCUGUCCGCCAAGAGUUCAGCCUAAUGGCCCAUCCUUUUGACCGCCCUCAUCAGCUCGGACCGCCAGGAGGUGGACUAAUUGAUGAGGAGCAGCGUGCCCAGAUCCUGAGAGAAGACUUUGAGCGGGCUCGCUAUUUUGGAAUGCACCCGCACCUCCCCGCUGGCUCUCACCUGUCAAGCCCCUCUCAUGCUGCUACUGCCGCUCACCUGGAGCAGCUCCAUCCUGGCCUUCUCUCCCACUCGCUUCCCCCAGGAGCCUCUGCUGCUUCUCAGCAUCACGCGGGCCUCUACCCCCGUAUGGGCCCACUAAAUCCACACCACAUGUCCAACGGCAUCCUGUCAAAGGCCCCCUUGGUGGGAGCUCUGUCAGUGGGGGCACCGCCUCCACUCAUUCCGUCCAUCACCAGCCGGUCGUCCACACCUCCCCGCAGACUUGGGGGGCCAGGUGAGCUGGCACUAUACAGCGCCCACAAAGAUGGAGAGUCCAGAUAGUACAGGGACAACACUGGAGGAGAUUCAGGGACAUGUCAGGAUCACUGUGCUGCUCUCAUCCUGCCCCCUUUUCCUCUUGCAGACUACUAAACCCUGCCCACCCAGUUACACAACCAAACCAGCUCCAGUCCCCCACAAAAAAAAGGGUAAACAUGACUGGCUGGAGGUGAUGGCAGGGAGGGAAAUGCAAGACUCAUCAGUGUGACGUGGAAUAUGCCCAAUGGUUCUAUCAGUGCAAUUUAAAGGUACAUGGUUUCUGUGCAUCCUUGGUGUAUUUUUAUUUUAAACUGGCUGUUGGUUAUUACAGUACUCACUUUUGAAAGCUGUAAGAAGAGGCAGAGGACAGCUUUUUUCAUUUGUCAGGUGAAUUAUGAUCCAUGCUUUUAAGCAAGCCUUUUCUGCGUGGAUUGGAUAUGACUUCCAGAGGGAUGUACACUUUGAGAACAUGUCAAGGUUUCAUCCACAGCUUGGUUAACUCACGGGAUAUAAAGCCCUCUUCUACAUAAAUCAAGCCUCAUUAGGUAUUGUGGUAUGGGGGGGUUUUAGAAAUACAGUGGUAAAGUGGUGCUUUCUGUUCUGUCUUUGUGUCUUUUUGUCAUUGUGAAAAGAAAAGACAGAUUACUGAUGAGACCAUUUAAUGAAGAUCAGUAAGCAUCGUACCUCAGUUUCCUGCUUUACCCAAAAAUCUAACCCCAAACCCUCAGCUUCACUGAUAAUGAGAUUCAACCUUUUUUUGGCUUGUUUUUCUGUUUUCAGAGGAUGAAUGGCUAAAUGAACUGUGCUACACUGUGUGAGUGAACACAGUGUUUUAGAGCUUCCUGUAACUGUUUCCCAGUCUCCUCUUGACUAUACAAACAGGACCAGAUUAUAGUAGUCUAGAGAAAUUGCCUUUGUAAUUAUUAUUCUUAACAUUAAUUAUCUUCUAUAAUAAUAAAUAUAUUCACUGUUAUGUUAUUUGUCAUUGUUUCUGGUAUCAACCAGUACUCUCUCCCCAGGUAGUAAAACGUUUCAAAUCAUGCAAAAGACAAAGCAGAAGGCUUGCUUCACAGAAAACUUUUUAAUGCUUGUGAACAUUAAGCCUUAUUGAUUGCAACCUCUGGCCUCUUCAAGGAUCUCAUCUAUGACUUUAUUAUGCUGAGAGGGAGGUUUGCCUGUGUGUCACUGGUUGUGCGCUAUAUCCAUUUGGGACUAUGGGAGCCUUGUACAUUGAACUGUCGAAUUCUUUCAUCAACAAAAAUAAGUUAUAUACAUGGAUAAGUGGGACAUCUGCUGAAGAACUGAAAAAAAAAAAAAUAUAAGGACUUGUGUCAAAAGACAACUAGACAGUGGGUAUCCUGAGAGGGAAAAGACUGGGUCGAUUAUUUUAAUAUGACCAUUUUAUACCUUUCAAACCCCUCCCCUAGAGACCACAAAGAUUAAUUAUUAAAUGAAUUGUUGUUUA